AUGGCGAGAAUAUUAACAAAUGACAAUGAUGAAAUUCAAGCAGUUGAACAAUCUUAUGAUGAUUUUAUACUCGGUUUUAAAUCAGAUCCGUCAAUAACUAUUCUAUCUAAAAAUUCUCUCUCACUUUUGAAUGAAUAUGCUCAAUUAAAUGGAAAACAAUUAUCAUUUCAAUUGAUUUCACAAUUUGGACAAAGCCAUCAGCCAAUUUUCGCUGUAGCUGUUCUUCUUGACGAUCGACAAUUUUCAGCUGCUCUUGCAUCAACAAAACGCGAAGCAUGUAUAGAAGCAGCUUAUAAGGUUUUUUAUCAAUUAUCCUUGGAUGCAAGACAGUCUCAAAGAUUUACUACAAGACAUGAUUGUACAUUGUUUGAUCAUAUUGCAUCGAAAAUUUUAUCAACAUAUCGAGAUUUAUGUGUUAGUGUGCUAUUAGAACUUAUUGGUUGUAAAGUUCUUGCUGGCUUUGUUCUGGAAAAAACUGAUGAACAAACAUUUACUGUUGUUAGUCUAGCAACAGGUAAUAAAUGUGUUGGUGGUUCAGUAUUAUCACCGGAAGGAUUAGUUGUUCAUGAUAGUCAUGCUGAACAAUUAGCUCGUCGGGGUUUUAUCAGAUAUUUGUAUGGACAACUAGAGUGUUUUCGAAAAAAUACAGAAUCAAUAUUUGAAAAAGCCAAUAAUAAAAAAUUAGCAUUGAAAUCUACAAUACGUAUUCAUUUUUAUACAUCAUUUGCACCAUGCGGUGAUUCAGCAUUAUUUACUCCGAGAGAUAAAAUAACUGAAGCGCCAAUAAGAGAUGAACAUCAAUUAUAUCGAACAGCACCAGUACAAGGUCAACUUCGUUCUAAAAUUGAAAAUGGUGAAGGAACAAUUCCGACAGAUUCGAGAAGUACUAUUAUUUCUCUUGAUGCUAUUGCAAGUGGUAAACAUGUUCGACAUAUGUCUUGUUCAGAUAAAAUUUGUCGUUGGAAUGUUUUGGGUAUACAAGGUGCACUUCUUUCAAACAUAGUUGAACCUAUUUAUCUACAUUCCAUUACAAUUGGUUUUCCAUUUCAUUAUGGUCAUUUAUGUCGUGCUUUGUGUUGUCGAUUACAAGAAUAUUUUAAUUCAAAUCCAUUAUCGGAACCUUAUCGUCUUAAUCAUCCUCUUAUUGGUCAUACAAAAUUGAAAUGGAAAGAAGAGAAACAUCGUAAUAAUAGUUCCUAUGAUAGUCUUAAUUGGAAUAUCAAUGAUAAAACUAUUGAAUUAAUUGAACCAUCAUUAGGAAAGCGAAAACCAAAUAAUGAACGAUCUCGUUUAUGUAAAUCUGAAAUAUUUCAAUUAUAUAAAAACAUAUAUUCAACUAAUAAUAAAAAUUAUGAUCAAAUUAAAAAGUUAUCAGUUAUAUAUCAACAAUGUAAAUAUCAAAUGUUUCGUGGUUUCGAACUUUAUUAUUCUACAGGAUGGAUUUCAAAAGACCCUUCUACAUUUGGUGGAGGAUGUUUUUGGUGUCUUGAAGCCGUUUUUCAGCGUCUUAAAGGUGUAGAAACAGUUGUUUCUGGCUAUGCUGGUGGUAAUACAAAAAACCCGUCCUAUGAAGAAGUAUGUACUGGAUCUACUAAUUAUGCUGAAGUUAUUCAGAUCACAUUUGAUCCACAAACAAUCGCUUAUAAACAAUUAUUAAAUGUUUUUUUUAAUAUUCAUGAUCCAACAACAAAAGAUCAGCAAGGUGGUGAUAUUGGUACUCAAUAUCGUUCUGUUAUAUUUUAUCAUGAUUCAAUACAACAAAAAGAAAGUGAAAUGUUCAAAGCUCAUUUAACUAAUGAAAAAAUUUAUAAAGAUCCAAUUGUAACAGAAAUUUUACCAAUUGAAAAGAAUCCAUUUUAUCCAGCUGAAGAAUACCAUCAAAAUUAUUUUAAUAGACAUCCAAGUAAAGGCUAUUGUUCAACUGUUAUUAAAAGUAAAGUUGAUAAGUUUAUGGCAAAAUUUUCUGAUUUACUUAAAAACCAAAUUUAA
Messenger RNA from Rotaria sp. Silwood1, 1989 nucleotides. Lineage: Eukaryota; Metazoa; Rotifera; Eurotatoria; Philodinida; Philodinidae. The record is from the annotation of a GenBank genome assembly.